AUGCGCAGACAUGCCGAUCAAGACUAUUCACCACCAUCAAAGAGACAAAGAGAUCGAUCAGGAUAUACAGAAAGACAGCGUUCAGUUUCUCGAAAUUCCCCUACUUCAAGGUAUAAAGACUCCAAGUAUGCACAGUCAAACAGACAUUCAUCAAGAUCUAAGAAUUCAUCAGAAAGAAGAAUUCAUGGGUUAGAUAAUUCCAGAACUCUUUGCGUCAGAAACUUUUCAUCGAAACUGAGUGCUGAUGUCGUUGAACAAUAUGUUUAUCGAGAACUAGGAAAGUAUGGUGACCUUUCCAUUAGUGUUGGACAUUUGGGAGGUGAACGUGUUGCACUGGUUACCUACAAAUAUUCUGAAGAUGCACAUGAAGCACUUUGUGAAAGUCCAACCUUCUACAUACAUGAUCGUCUUGCAAAUGUUACUCAAUUCACUGAUAUAUCUAAUGAUGGUGAUACACGAAAAGUAAUUGCUACUAAAAAACGCCAUGAAGGAAUAGAAAUGGAAGAUAUAAAUGAUCGUCGGCAUCUGUUACACAAUACUUCUGGGAAAUUAGAACCCACCUUCUCAGACUUUUUGCCCAAGCCAACACCACUUGGUCCAUCGGGUACAACAAGCCUAUUAGGCAUGCCUGGGAUGGCAUCUUCUGCGAUGAUGGCAGCUGCAGCAAAGGCUUUGGGCUUAAGUGCUGUCCCUGGGGUGUUACCACCUCCACAGUUGAGCACAAUAAAUCCUCAUAACCGUUUUGGACCUGCGAAUCUUCGACAUUACGAGCACAACAGAGGUGGAUACUCUCCUGGAGCAUCUGAUUCAGAAAAAGAAUCAAAAGCUACACGAACUUUGUUUGUCGGGAGUUUGGAACCAGACAUAACAGAGAAAGAAGUGCUAACCGCAUUUGAGAGGUAUGGGUAUGUUGAACAAAUUGAUAUUAAGCGUUCUCCAAAGCCUGGUGCCCAUUCUUACGCGUUCGUACGCUUUCAGAAUGUUGAUAUGGCCAGUCGGGCAAAAAUGUCUAUGUCAGGCCGCUGUAUUAGAUCUCUACACUGUAAAAUAGGCUAUGGUAAGGCAAUACCAUCUCAUUGCCUGUAUAUUGGUGGUGUAGAAUCGUGGACUUCUCCUGACUCACUGCAACGUAUGCUGUUACGUUUUGGACCAAUUACAUACCUUGAUUGGUCUCCGAGACGUAAAUAUGCAAUAGCUGUGUAUGAUAGUUGUGAGGCAGCGCUUGAAGUUAAUAGACAACUGAAGAGCUUCUCACUAGCUAGUCGUCCAAAUCUUAGACUACGUGUUGAUUUUAUUAGUCCAGAGUUUGUACAACCAAGACCUCAAAUCUUAAACAAAACUGAUCUGAAUUCGGAAGUUGAUAAUCAGAUGUCAGAAUUACGAAAUACGAUGACCAGAUCUGAUAUAAAUGAUCCUGUGAACGUAAACAAUAAUCGCAUUCGUUCAAACGAACAUUAUGGCGGAGGACCCUAUACAAUAAACCAUUACAAUUUAGGAGAUUCUUCUUUGGAUAAAGGUCUUUCAAAUGUACGACAACUACCUCAUGUGAAACCAUCUUUCUAUAUGCCUAAUCGAUAUCAAACAUAUAAUCGGAAUACACCCAGAUACUCUGAUAAUCACGAUACAUUUAGUCCAGCAGAAGAUAUAACAUGCAGUCUAAAAUCGAUCAUCACUCUCCGAGAUCUGGAUCAAUAUCUUCAACCGGAUUUGUGGAGAGGAAGGUUCUUAUUAAAAAAUGAUCACUUUUACUUUCGUUGCUUGAUGGUCAUUGGUAAUAAAGAUGUAAGUCAAGAUUUACUGAAUUAUGGAAAUAAUAGUAGUGACCCUUCUGAUAAAAUAUCCCAUCCAACAUUGCGUAUUGUACGCCGCGGUAACCUUGAUGCUUCAUGGAUGGCUGAGGCUACACAUCGUAUCCAAAAUGUUUUGUCUACAGCCUGUCACAAUCUAUGCCUAAUGCUAAUAUUACCGGAUAUGGAACAAACCAAUAAGUGUAUACAUAAAGAAACUAAAGUAUCUAAUCAGUCAACUUCUGACGAUACCAAUAUCAAGUCAAAAAUAAACAAAUGUUUUUCAUUACAAAUUCUUGUUACCUAUCUAAAAUUGAAACAAUCAGCUGGUAUAAUUUAUCCAUCUGAAGAAAAACUUCCAGAAGAAUCACCGAAUGAAAGUUCAGAGGAGAUGAAGACUACAAAACACUAUCCCUUUAUAGUAUAUUUAUUUGCACCGAGUAGUUUUGCACUAAGCUUACUGAAACAGACAGCACCUUAUUUAAGUUCAGAGUUAGCUACAACGAGUGAUUAUAUGGUGCUGUUAGCAAUGAGACGUUAA
Heterobilharzia americana is the source of this 2328-nucleotide messenger RNA. NCBI's taxonomy places the organism in Eukaryota, Metazoa, Platyhelminthes, Trematoda, Strigeidida, Schistosomatidae. The record is from the annotation of a GenBank genome assembly.